Molecule: messenger RNA, 600 nt
Organism: Kwoniella shivajii
Lineage: Eukaryota; Fungi; Basidiomycota; Tremellomycetes; Tremellales; Cryptococcaceae
Exons: 1
Coding region: 1-600 (199 amino acids)
Source: RefSeq, a predicted model, not a curated record
AUGACACCCACAAUACUCUCGUCGCCAUUCCUGAACCUCAAUUCAAUCAAUGCCCUCCUCAAUUCUUCUUCACCUGUAUCGACCGAACAACGUAUUCAACUAUUAUCUGCCAAAGUUCACUUACUAACUCAAUCACUACCUUCGAUCGCACCUUCAAAUAGUUCUAUCACUCCUGCGCAAAAGACUUCGCCAAACCUAAUUGAAAAGGACGACAGACGGCAUUCACAUUCACAUUCACAUUCACAUUCACAUUCACCAAGAGAUGAAAAACUGAUUGUAAUCGAUAGAAUCCGCUUGGAGAUCGGUCAGGCGUACUUGGAAUUGAAAAUACCAGAUUAUGUAAAAGCAGAGACGGAAUUGUCGAUAGUAGAGAAAGACUGUAAAUUGUUAUUAAAACGUUUAGGGAAAAGAGAAUCAAUUUUUGGGCAGAAUGCUAUGGAACGCAAAGACACAGAUUUGCACUGGUUUGAAGAAAUCAAACGCUUACGACAAGAUGCGCUGAAAGAGCUGAUACUGAUUGAAGAAGGGUUAGGAAGGGAAGCGAAAGCUGAGAGAUGGAGAAAAGCAGUGAUGGAACUAGAAGAUGGCGGAGAUACCUGA